AGAGAAGGCCACAGAGACGCCGUUGUGAAACACACACGUCACACAGACGCAGGACUGAGGAGGAAGGAGCAGUGUUUCCUCCACACAUGAAGGUGGAAAGUGUCUGUCAGUUGACCUGAAGUGAGUUCAGCAGUGAACUAUGGCGCAGUCCAGCCGUCCAGCUCCAAAGUUUAUAGAAGACUCCAGCCUGGAGUGCUGGAAGGUGAUUGGCAGCGGGGGUUUCGGACAGAUCCACAAAGCCAGACAUCGUCAGUGGGGCUGCGAUGUGGCCGUUAAACUGCUUCAUUAUGACAACGGGAGCAGUGCGUCUUUGCUGCAUGAGAUCAAGAUGAUGCAACAAGGAAGCAGCCCGUAUGUUAUUCACGUCCUCGGGGUCUUCAGGGGGCGACCGCCCUCCUCUGGCCCCUCCACACAGAUCGGUCUGGUCAUGGAGUUCAUGGAGAGAGGAUCACUGGCCUCCCUACAGGAAACCUUACGUGGAGCUCCACCCCGGCCGCUGCUCUUCAGACUGGCUCAUCAAGUGGCUCUGGGUAUAAACUUCCUCCACAGUCUGUCCCCCUCCCUGCUCCACCUGGACCUGAAGCCCCCCAAUGUGCUGCUGGACGACUCUCUCAAUGCCAAGCUUACAGAUUUUGGCCUUUCCCGGAUUUACUACAGCAUCACGCAGGGCUCCAAGAAGGACGGCGAAGAGGGGGGGACGAUCAGCUACAUGCCACCAGAAGCGUUUGAAUUAUCGUACAGACCUACCCGAGCCUCCGAUAUCUACAGUUAUGGUAUACUCUUAUGGUCCAUUCUCACAGGGAAACGACCGUAUGAAGGUAAACCGCCCGCCUUAGUAGAGCUCCGCAUCCCGCAGGGAGACCGUCCCUGCCUGGACGAGAUCAGCGGCCAGGCUGCGGAGCUUUCCGAGUUGACAGGACUCAUGGAGCUCAUGAAGAGAUGCUGGGCCCAAAUACCCAAACAAAGGCCCUCCGCCCUUGACUGUACAACUGAGACAGAAGGGCUGUAUAAGAUGCACAAACAUGCCAUUGAUGACGCGGUCUACAAAGUGCUGAAGGACCUGAACCUAAAGGAAGAAGAAGCAAUGAUGGAGCAGCUUCAGAGUGUUCAGCUCACUCAGGCUUCAGGGUGGACCAUGGUGGAGAGCAGAGGUUAACACCUGGACUGAAGAAGUACUCCUGUGAACUCACACUGGACACAAACACAUUGAACAGAGAGCUCAAAGUGUCCGACAACAACAGGAAGGUGACACGUGUGAGAGAGAAGUAGCCAUAUCCUGAUCAUCCACAGAGAUUUAACAUCUGGCCUCAGCUGCUGUGUGGAAACGUUCUGACUGGUCGCUGUUACUGGGAGGUCGAGUGGAGAGGAUUAGUUCAUGUAGCAGUGACUUACAGAGGAAUCAGAAGGAGAGG
Messenger RNA from Cottoperca gobio, 1412 nucleotides. RefSeq names its product receptor-interacting serine/threonine-protein kinase 3-like. Lineage: Eukaryota; Metazoa; Chordata; Actinopteri; Perciformes; Bovichtidae. Gene Ontology annotation, molecular function: ATP binding; JUN kinase kinase kinase activity. Gene Ontology annotation, biological process: protein phosphorylation. The record is from RefSeq and is a predicted model, not a curated record.